AUGGGUUUAGUGGUUCAGAAGACUCGGUCCUCAGUGUUCAGAAGACUCGGUCCUCAGUGUUCAGAAGACUCGGUCCUCAGGGUUCAGAAGACUCGGCCCUCAGGGUUCAGAAGACUCGGUCCUCAGGGUUCAGAAGGCUCGGUCCUCAGGGUUCAGAAGACUCGGUCCUCAGGGUUCAGAAGACUCGGUCCUCAGGGUUCAGAAGGCUUGGUCCUCAGGGUUCAGAAGACUCGGUCCUCAGGGUUCAGAAGACUCGGUCCUCAGGGUUCAGAAGGCUCGGUCCUCAGGGUUCAUAAGACUCGGUCCUCAGGGUUCAGAAGGCUCGGUCCUCAGGGUUCAGAAGACUCGGUCCUCAUGCUAACCAGGCGCGACAAGCUAAACAUCGUAUUCAUCAACUCUUGUGUUUUCACUUUCACUCCUCGCCGCUGUGGCAUUUUUCUUGGAGACGUGCUGUGA
Messenger RNA from Knipowitschia caucasica, 456 nucleotides. The record is from the annotation of a GenBank genome assembly. Lineage: Eukaryota; Metazoa; Chordata; Actinopteri; Gobiiformes; Gobiidae.